CAUGAACUGUACAAGCAUUAUAAUCCUAAUAUUAGCCUGUUUGGCUCGGCCCCAUACAUUCAAAUAACCUUUUAUGAGUAACUAAUAGGUCCCUUAGCAUAUCAAAGGAGGCCGUAGAACACGUGUUUGUUGUUAUUUAAAAAACAAAUAAAUUGGUGCCGUUAAGGUUUUUUUAAGAUAGUUACCAUGACUACACUCACAGACUGAGAAUUGAGGCGGAGGAGACGCGACAGAGCCAGUUCAAAGCUCCGGACAGUGAUAGCAUCUCUAUAGUGGCUGUGAUGGAGAAAGAGCAGAGGAAACAACGUGUCCAGAGGAUCUCCCUGGUGGAACAAGUGACUGUGAGGACCAGCAGGAAAGAAGACAUUGAUCGGGAGAGAGUCCUUUUAGAGAUAUAUCUAAUGGAGAAACGGUCAGAAAUUAGAACAAUUAACAAAGCUAUGAGAGAACAGCAGAAAAGUCUGAAACUUCUUAUAGAGAUCCUAAAGAAAGAGAAUUGGAUCCUUGAGAAGUCACUCAAGACGACUGAGGAGAAGUCUGCAGAAGACAGAAUACUUUUUGAAAAAGCAAACAAGUCCAAACGAGAGAACAUUUCUGCAAUUGAGACCUUGAACGAAGCUAAAAAGGCUUUAAAGAGGGAAGCCACCACGCGUCAGUAUGAGCUGACUGAAUAUAAGAGAUACUACAACAUUCUGUAUAAGCUGUCGCCUCCAGAGUGGCGUGAGGCUCAGGAGGCUAAAGUCCAGUCUGAUGGAGACACUAAGCAGGGUGUGAAGUCCAGUCCAGGUAGAGAGCUGCCUUCCAUCAGAGAGCCCACCAUGUCCUCCGCCCACAGCCACACACUAGCUUGCAGUGUGCCCCUCCUGCAGGAGAAGUCGGAGCUUUACUUCUCCGACCCCCAGCAGCUGCUGGAUGUGAGGAUGGAGCUGACAGCUCAGACCUUGUCCCUGAUCGAUCACUCUACCAGGGCAGAUAAGACAGUGGAGAAGCUCCGGCAGGCUAAAGAGACGACCUUGAAGAAAAAUGAGGAGGAGGAUAGGAAGAUGACAAUGCAGGUAAAUGACAUGAAGGACAGACUGGAUCAAGAGAAGGAGAGAGUUGCAAAUCUCCAAAGGAAGGUUCAGCUCUAUGACUCAUUAAAAGCAACGGACCAGGAUGUGAUGUUGGAUGCUCUGGAUGUGAAGGUGACAGAUGUGUAUAGCUGCUGCGUGGAUAGGCGCCUGACCAACCUCACCGCCUUAGAGAAGCUGUCCAUCUUUGAGUACCGGAUGUAUUCACUGCUCCAGCAAAUUGAGAAGAUGCCUGAGGACGUGUUGAAGGCACUGAGGCAGAUCAAGGACAGUAAAAGGAAACACAGGCUGCUGGAAGAAAAGCUGAGACUGGAGAGAGAGAAGCAGAGAGAAAUGAUGGAGAAGUGCAGAAAGCGAUCACAGUGUGACCCCCACAAAAAAAGUGGAAGAAAGCUCCUGCCUAGAUGCAUUCCUGUUCAGAGGAAGAUCCAAGUCAGCGAAGACGACAGCACUGCUGAGGAAGAACUCCGUGCCUACCUCUUCACUGAGGACGUAUAGUAGAAAAUAAAUCAACUAGAGAUGUCCCAGUCUGAUCUCAACAACUCAGUUUCAGUAUUCAGUAUUUUUUCACAGAGCCAUGUUGAGCACAUCUGAUCCUUUGUCAGCUGUACCAAUAAACUUGGUUUCAACCAA
Molecule: messenger RNA, 1703 nt
Organism: Centropristis striata (black sea bass)
Lineage: Eukaryota; Metazoa; Chordata; Actinopteri; Perciformes; Serranidae
Product: cilia- and flagella-associated protein 100-like
Exons: 12
Coding region: 282-1568 (428 amino acids)
Source: RefSeq, a predicted model, not a curated record